This is a messenger RNA of Pipistrellus kuhlii (Kuhl's pipistrelle), 1659 nucleotides long. RefSeq names its product anomalous homeobox (gene ANHX). Gene Ontology annotation, molecular function: RNA polymerase II cis-regulatory region sequence-specific DNA binding; DNA-binding transcription factor activity, RNA polymerase II-specific. The record is from RefSeq and is a predicted model, not a curated record. Gene Ontology annotation, biological process: regulation of transcription by RNA polymerase II. Gene Ontology annotation, cellular component: nucleus; transcription regulator complex. The transcript has 9 exons. Bases 12 to 1505 code for a protein of 497 amino acids. Lineage: Eukaryota; Metazoa; Chordata; Mammalia; Chiroptera; Vespertilionidae.
GCGGGCCCAGGAUGCAGAGCUUCCUGCAGCUGCUGCGGGAGGGCGGGGGCGGCCCGCCCGUGGAGGAGUUGGUGAGCCUGGCCGGCAGGCUGUGCCGGGACCUGCGGGAUGACCUCGCCCGGGCGCAGCCCCUGGUCUCAGCCGUGCUGGAGAGCCAGCUCCGCCCGCGCCUCCUGGACAACCAGGACGUGGCCCUGGUGUGCGCCCGUGUGCUGGCCCAGCAGGAGCAGCACCAGGCCGCCUGCCGGCUGCUGGAGGGGUGCUGGGUGCCGGGAGGCAGCCAGGAGCUGGUGCAGCUCUGGAACGAUAUCCACUACCACUUGGCCAUGAAGAGACUGGGCGUGGCCACGCUGACCUCCGUGCAAAAGUUCCGCUGCAGGAAGAGGAACCCACCACCCCCCUCCCUCUGCCCUGAUGGACUGAAGAGCCGCAACUUCCCCAGGGAGGUGCGCCAGAAGCUGCAGAGCUUCGCCUCAGGCGUGAGCAGCAGCCCCAGCAAGGCCGAGCGGGAGGCCCUGGCCGCGGAGACCAGCCUGUCCGUGGAGCAGGUCUACAACUGGUUUGCCAACUACCGCCGGCGCCAGAGGGCGAGUCUCCAGCGUCUGGACCCGGAGCCCUCAGGCCCCCACCACCCCAGGCUCGUGGGCGGGCACCCGCCUCCGUGGGCAGGAGGCGAGGACCACGGGCCGGCACGGACCCUGGUGACCACGCAGGGGCUGUGGCAGCCUCCGGUCCUGGCCCCUGACGUUCCUGGAGAUGAGACGGAGCCCGAAUCGCUGACUCACAGGGGGAGCAGUGAAGGCAGCAGGAUCGGGGAGUGGUGUCCCCUGCGGGCAGGGACUGUCCCUGCCGGAGCGAGCCCCUGUCCACUGAGGGACAGUGUUGGUGGGUUUCCCAGCUCCCUGCAGGGCGGCGAGAUGUACCCAGAGGGGCCUGGCCACGACCCGUCCACUCUCCCCGCCGCCUGUCCUGACCCUGGCCUCGGGGGGCUGGCUGCCUGCAGCGACUUCCUGGACCCUUCUGCCGCCCCCAAACCGUGGCUGGUGUCCCUCACACUGGGCCCCCCCGGGGACACCUCCGCCCCGACCGCACCGCUGGUGCCCGGCCCCGGGCUGCACUUCUGGAUGCCCCCUUCGGACGCCUCUCUGUCCAUGUCCAUCGCUACGCUCGCCGAGCCCAGCUCCACCGGGUUCCCUGACCCGCCCGGCAGCCACUCGCAGAGCACAUUCCUGGAGGAGGGUCCUGGCACCAGCGUCAGCCAUGCAGGACAGGCGGGCAGCUUGCUGGUGACCCCGCCCCCACCACAGGCUCCAGAGCUGGUCCUGCCCCAGAGCGUCCCGGAGCUGGCUCCUGCCCCAUCGGCCUUUCCCGGGCCUGUGCCCACUGGACAGCGGAGCGAGCCCCUGCCCUCCAUCCCGGUGCCGUGGCCCGACCGCCAGGCCUCCGGUGACGCCUUCUGGGUGGCCAGCAUGCUCCUGGAGCUCGCAGGGGGCAACCUGGGCUGAGCCGCCCCCGGGUGCCAGGCCCGCAUCCCAGGGGAGACAGCUGUGGACAUUCGACCGUUCAAGUUCCAGAGCCUCAUCCCAAUGAGAAGAGGAGGCUCCGCCUUCCCUGGGGCUCCACUGGGCGGUGUGUGCCCCCGGCCCGCGCCCUGUUUGC